AUGGCUGCCGGAUCAGUUCUUGUUACGGGGGGGACGGGCUACAUCGGCUCCUUCACGGCGCUCGCCCUGCUCGAGGCCGGGUACAAAGUUGUCGUGGUCGAUAGCCUGUACAAUUCCUCAGAGGAGGCACUCAAUCGCAUAGAAUUGAUUUGUGGAAAGCGUCCGGAGUUCGUCAAUCUCGAUGUUAGAGACGAGGCAGCCUUCGACAAGGUCUUUGACGCGCACCCUGAUAUUGACAGCGUGAUCCAUUUCGCAGCUCUAAAGGCUGUCGGUGAAUCCACUGAACGUCCGCUAGACUACUACGACGUCAACGUUCAUGGCUCGAUCUGUCUGCUGCGGUCGAUGGUGCGUCACAAUGUAACUAACAUCGUCUUCUCGAGCUCAGCGACCGUGUAUGGAGACGCUACUCGCUUCCCAAACAUGAUUCCCAUUCCGGAGGAAUGCCCCUUGGGCCCAACCAACCCAUACGGGAAUACAAAAGUGGCAAUCGAAUCAGCAAUAACUGACAUGGUCAAUUCGGAGAGAGCCCGGGCAAAGAGGGCCGGAAAGCCAGAAGAUGUUAAGAAGUGGAAUGGUGCCUUGUUGCGGUACUUUAACCCGGCUGGUGCCCACCCCAGUGGAAUCAUGGGAGAAGACCCCCAAGGUGUUCCGUAUAACUUGCUUCCUUUGCUCGCACAGGUUGCAAAUGGAAAGAGAGAGAAACUCUCCGUGUUCGGCAAUGAUUAUGCUUCCCACGAUGGCACUGCCAUCCGUGACUACAUUCACAUUCUCGACCUUGCGGAUGGCCAUCUAGAGGCGCUCAAUUACCUGCGUGCAAACCAUCCCGGUGUUCGUGCAUGGAAUCUCGGUACCGGUAAGGGAAGCACUGUCUUGGAGAUGGUCAAGGCUUUCAGCGCUGCUGUUGGACGAGAUCUUCCAUAUGAGAUUGCUCCUCGUCGUGACGGAGAUGUCCUCGACCUUACCAGUAACCCAUCAAGGGCCAAUAAGGAGCUUGGAUGGGUCGCUAAACGUGACCUUCACCAGGCUUGCGAAGACCUAUGGAGAUGGACUGAAAAUAACCCUCAGGGGUACCGACAGAGCCCUCCUGCAGCCCUGCUUGAAAAAUUGAAGGCGAAAUCGACGUAA
Molecule: messenger RNA, 1125 nt
Organism: Trichophyton rubrum CBS 118892
Lineage: Eukaryota; Fungi; Ascomycota; Eurotiomycetes; Onygenales; Arthrodermataceae
Product: UDP-glucose 4-epimerase GalE
Exons: 4
Coding region: 1-1125 (374 amino acids)
Biological process (GO): beta-D-galactose catabolic process via UDP-galactose, Leloir pathway
Cellular component (GO): cytosol
Molecular function (GO): UDP-glucose 4-epimerase activity
Source: RefSeq, a predicted model, not a curated record